UAUUUGUGUUACUUACUAAGGGAAUGAAUUAGGAUUGAGAAGUACAUUUGACAUAAAAUCGAUCGAUAAGUUCUGUUCAAGAAUUAAACAUGUUUAGAAUAAAAAGUAACAAUAUUUAUAGGAACCCUCUUACUAAUUUUCGGGCUUUAUCGACGUCGCAGGCACUCUUAACCAAGCUUCGAUUGGCCCUCAUUGGUCAGAGCACUUUUGCAGCAGAAGUUUACAAGCUUGUGAGGGCUCGUGGUCACCAAGUAGUUGGAGUAUUUACCAUCCCAGAUAAAGCUUCCCGUGAAGACCCACUUGCAACUGUAGCCAGCAAGGAUAAUACACCUGUGUUCAAAGUAAAAGCGUGGCGUAAGGGAGACCAAGCUCUAAAAGAGAUUAUAGACCAAUACAUGCAAGUUGGAGCGGAGCUAAAUGUGCUUCCUUUCUGUUCUCAAUUUAUACCAAUGGAAGUCAUUAACCAUCCUAAACAUAAAAGUAUUUGUUAUCAUCCUUCUAUUUUGCCCAAGCAUAGAGGUGUGAGUGCAAUCAACUGGACUUUAAUCAAUGGUGAUGAAGAGGCUGGAUUCUCUGUAUUUUGGGCAGACGAGGGACUAGAUACAGGUCCGUUGCUUCUUCAGCAAAAGUGCAAAGUUGAACGCAACGACACUGUGGAUUCCUUGUACAGCCGUUUCCUUUACCCAGCUGGUAUUCAAGCUAUGGCUGAUGCAGUGGACAUGGUGGCUAAUGGAACAGCUCCAAAAAUAGAUCAACCCACAGAAGGUGCUUCAUUUGAGCCCUCAGUACGCAAGAAGGACCUUCAAAAGGUAGACUGGAACAGCGGAGGCCUAGAAAUCCACAACUUUAUACGAGGGCUUGAUAGUUCUCCUGGAGCUUGGGCUGUUAUGAAUAAUGAAGAAGUUAAGUUUUUUGCAUCGAGUUUGUGGGAAAGUGCUAAACCAGAUGGACAGUGUGUACAGAUAGAUGGUAUGGACACUCCUGGUUUAGUUCACGCUGGUGGCCUUCUACUUGUUGGAAGUGAUGGAAAAAUGGUGAACGUGGAGAGAUUAUCCGUGAAAGGUAGGAUGAUCCCUGCAUCACAGUUUGGGAAACAGAAGAGUGAGGGCGAUGCUUUAAAAUUAACAGAUAAAGAACAAGAAAUGGCUCAGGCUUUAAAUGAGAUAUGGGCAAGCAUUUUGAGCUUAGAGGUAAAUGCCAGCACUGAUUUUUUUGCAUCUGGUGCCGGUUCAAUGGAUGUAGUUAGACUGGUUGAAGAAAUCAAAGAAAAUCUUAAAGUUACUCUGCAAAACGAAGAUGUAUUUAUGUCACCAGUAUUCUCAGAGUUUUGUGAAACCGUAAUCAAGAAGGCUCGUGGAUUGUCUGAUAAAAAAGAGUUGAAAUAUUCGGCAGUUAAUAUCAGUGCCAACAGUCUAAAUCUAAGUUUUCCUAACCAGUUGUUUAUCAACAACAAUUUUGUUGAUUCUGAGUCAAAUGGAUCAAUUGACUGUAUAAAUCCUGCGGAUGAGUCUGUCAUAUGUAAGGUUCAGUCUGCAACUGAGAAAGAUGUCGACACAGCUGUUGAAAUGGCCAAAAAAGCUUUUUAUGAGGGAGAGUGGUCAAAGAUUAGCAGUAGAGAUCGUGGGGUUUUGAUGCAUCGACUCGCAGAUUUGAUGGAAGAACAUAAAGAGGAGUUGGCAACGAUAGAAAGCAUAGAUUCAGGGGCAGUAUAUACCCUGGCGCUCAAAACACAUGUUGGAAUGUCCAUAGAAACAUGGCGAUAUUUUGCUGGUUGGACGGACAAGAUUCACGGCUCCACUAUCCCCAUCAGUCAUGCAAGACCCAACCGAAACCUUACCAUAACUAAGCGAGAACCCAUUGGGGUCUGUGGACUAAUAACACCUUGGAACUACCCUCUCAUGAUGCUCUCCUGGAAGAUGGCUCCAUGCUUGGCUGCUGGGAACACUGUUGUGAUGAAACCAUCGGAGCAGUCUCCCCUCACAGCUCUAAAGUUUGCAGAACUCUCCGUCAAAGCAGGCUUCCCUCCUGGAGUGAUCAACAUUCUACCUGGCACAGGAAUUGAAACGGGUAAUGCCAUCACCAAUCAUCCAGAUAUCAGAAAAGUUGGAUUUACUGGCAGCACAAUAACAGGCCAAAAAGUGAUGAAAAAUGCAGCUGCUAAUUUAAAAAAAGUUUCAUUGGAACUUGGUGGCAAAUCUCCACUAGUAAUAUUUGAUGAUUUUGACCUUGAUAAAAGUGUUAGACUGAGUAUGGGUGGUGUUUUCUUCAACAAGGGUGAGAAUUGUAUUGCUGCAGGACGUGUUUUUGUUGAAUCAAGUAUUCAUGAUGAAUUCCUGCAAAAGGUGGUGGAGGAAACAAAAAAAAUUGUAGUGGGAGAUCCACUAAACCGUAACACUCAGCAUGGACCUCAGAAUCAUUUGGCUCACUUGGAAAAGCUUGAGAAAUACUGCAGAGCUGCAGAAAAGGAGGGAGCAAAACUAGUUUUUGGAGGGAAGCGUUGUGAUCGACCAGGCUACUUCUUUCAGCCUACCAUCUUUAGUGAUGUUGAAGAUCAUAUGUUUAUUGCCAAUGAGGAAGCCUUUGGCCCUAUUAUGGCUGUUUCUAAGUUUUCAAGCAGUGAUAUGGAUUCCUUAAUUAAGAGAUUGAACAGCAUAGAGUAUGGCCUGGCAUCAGGCAUAUUUACAAGGGACAUCAAUCGUGCUUUAAACUUUGCUGAGAGGAUUGAGGCUGGAUCAGUCUUCAUCAACACUUACAACAAGACUGAUGUGGCUGCUCCCUUUGGUGGCUUCAAACAAUCUGGCUUCGGGAAAGAUCUUGGAGAGGAAGCCUUGAAUGAGUACACAAAAGUCAAGUGUAUUACCGUGGAGUACUAGUAGUACCGGCUGAAAAAAUUACUAUAAUGAAAUCUCAACAUUGCAACUUAUGAGGACUUAAAUAUUUUUAGAUAUGUUUUCUAAGCUAAUGUAUUAAACUACAUGUGGAACAUUGCUGCAACGAAUAACCUUUGAGGUUGAAGUCAAAGGAUAAAAUAUCAAAUAGUCUUGGAUACAGUGGCGGAUCUAGAGGGGGGGGGGAAGGGGGCAACCGCCCCCCCCUUGGAGCAUACAUAUACAUAUGUUUUUAACUGCAUGUAAUACAGUAGUGCAUACACAUUGCGUAAAAUAAUUUGUCACACUAACUUUGGACAAAGAAAUGGUAUAAAACUGCUAUUUUGGAGACUUAGUUUACACAUAUUUUUCGGGUCCGUCACUGCUUGGAGAUAAAUGUAACAGAAGAGCCACAUACAGCUGGUUAGUACAAACACAAACGCAGUGAUCAGAAAUUUUAUGGUUUAUCCAUGCAAUUCGGACAGAGUAGGUAUAACAAUUGCCUUGAUUACUGGUUUGAUUCUGAGAAAUGCUUCUGGGCUUACUUUCCUUUCUUUUGUUAUUUAGAUAUUAAUUAAUGAUGCUUUUUAGUAACAGAUACCAGUUUCAAAAUCUAGUUUUAAUAGAGUCUAGUUUUGACCUUCCCUUACAAAAAACAUAAAUUAUGCAAAUGGCAUUAGAAAAAAUAGUAAAAAAAGUAGUUAAUAAGUAGGCCUAGCUGUAUGAAAUUACUUAAAACUAUGAUUUUCAGAAGAUCUGAAUAAAAUGCACUUUAGUUGACCCUCAAUUCUUAACACUCUAAAACAAUGUAUUAAUUCUGUAUUUAUAUUUAGAUUGUUGUUAAGCUUCAUUACAUUGAUAAAUAUUGAUUUAAUAAUAGAUCUUUGGCAAUGUUUAUUAAUAUUAUUUACUGAUAAAAACAAAGUGCCUUUAACACAUUCGCUGCGUCCCAUCAAUGGCAGGCGUAGCCCUGGUGUAUCGAACGAGCCCGAUUGCCGGGCAAUUGGCUUUCAAAUAUUUCGGUCUGUCGAAUAGCAAAUAAUGUGCGCUUAUAUGCUGCGUUACGACUAGAGUCACUAGUUUGCUGAAACACUCACAUAUAGCAGCCCUGCCAGGUUCCACUGUAUUGCCAAUUGGAGGGAGAAAAACGGGACAGGUUGAUUUCUAAGCUUACAGGGAUUUUACAGGGGAAUUCACUACCAACCUACACCACAAUUAUAGACUGGUAUUAGAAACACAAUACUAAUGCUUACUAGCCUACCACGGUUAGAUCCUGAGCCAUACUAACUGGGCAAACAAUACAUCGUGCGCUGUAUCUCCGGAGACGCUGGAUGUUUUUUUAGUUUUCAACAAUGCGCCUACGGAAUUUAUGUGUCGUUCCACGAUCUCGUAAUUAGUUGUGACGUUCUGCUAUCCCAGUGACUAACGCAAUAACGGUCAACAGAUGUUAUGUAUAUAUUGAAGUUUAUUGUAGAAAUUUUCAAUAUAGAUUGCUCAUCCACAUGAAAAGGUUUGUAAGGUAAAUUAAUAAUGAUGUCUACCGAAAACAAAUUGACUUUACAACUUAAUUAAUCGUAGCAAAACUAAAAAUAUUUGUAGGCUUCUAAAUUUUAUUUUUUUAGCCUCUUGAACAAAUGAAACACCUCGAGCAAUGCUCCAUCCCCUGGUAGUGGUACUUUAAAUACACUAAGCUUAGCUGCAAACUAAGUAAUUAAAUUCAAAUUUGAUUAUUUAUAAAAUAAAUGUUUUGGAAAGAAACAUAAUAAUUGUAAUAAUGUUUUAAGCUUUAUGAAUGUACUAUGAUCUAGUGUAGUUAUUCAUUUUAUUUUAUUGUUAAUAAAAGGAUCAGGGUAAAAUAGGUGUACGUACAAUGCAGUUUCCUGCUUGCAAUAUUGAGCGGAGCUAGCAUAUUAAUCCAAUACUUUUCUAAAGGCAAUGCUACAUCUGUUUCUCGUAAAUGGCAUGUAUACUUGCAGUAUACAAUGUCAAUGGUGUAUUUGGUUCACAUUAAUGGAGUAAUGUCUAUUAACAAUACCCGAAGUCAAUUAUAAGACUGGUUUACGUAAAUAAAUUGUCUACUUUCAGAAACCAAAGUCUAAGUUUCAUCUGGUUCUUAUAAAUUACAUGUCUACUUGCCGUAUCCAAUUUCAAUGAUAUAUUUGGUUUGCAUAGAUAGAAUGUCUAUUUUCACUUUUCAGUAUCCAAAGCCAAUGGUAGGUUGGUUACUAUGACUGUGCUAAAUUUUGUGCAGAUCGCUUCAGCUGUUCAGGAGGAGUAUUUGUAAACAAAAGCAGAAGUGUAGUAUAAGAGCUUCGCUCCGCUCAAUAAUAUAUUAUCAGUUACUUUAAAUGUUUAAAUCUAUUAUAAUUUUUAACAGUUGUUAUUGUAUUUUUGUUACUUAAGUGUAAAAUAAUUCUUUUAAGUGAGAUGCAUUAAUUUAUGAUUCAUAGUCGUGUGUUUUAUUAGCAUUAUAUUAUAUACAGGGUGAUUAAAAAAGAGUAGGCAGCACAAUUUUAAAAAUCUGUGUUUGAUCAAAGAACCACCAAUUCUUACACAUGAUAAUAAAGAGUUACAAAAAGUUUUUAUCACAUAAACAAGCUCGCAAAUGUUCAAUAUGUCUGCUUCCUGACUCAUAAUAACCCGAUCUCAACUCCAUCCACAUUCUCAGUAGAAAGAGACAAAUCGUUUAUCUCAAAGGUUGUUUUUGGUGAAGAAGCCACUUUUCAUACUUCUGAGAAAGUCUCACCUAAGGUGAACAUUUUCUGUACCAUUUCAGCCAUUAAAGUUUUGUGAUUUUG
Molecule: messenger RNA, 5665 nt
Organism: Macrosteles quadrilineatus (aster leafhopper)
Lineage: Eukaryota; Metazoa; Arthropoda; Insecta; Hemiptera; Cicadellidae
Product: cytosolic 10-formyltetrahydrofolate dehydrogenase-like
Exons: 15
Coding region: 90-2873 (927 amino acids)
Biological process (GO): one-carbon metabolic process; biosynthetic process; 10-formyltetrahydrofolate catabolic process
Cellular component (GO): cytoplasm
Molecular function (GO): aldehyde dehydrogenase (NAD+) activity; formyltetrahydrofolate dehydrogenase activity
Source: RefSeq, a predicted model, not a curated record